GAUUGGUUGGUGACCCGGAAGUAUUUGACAGGCACUCUAACAACAGGAUGUUCUCCUAACAAUUUGCUGUUAAUCACCUCGGGCAGUUGCAAUAUAUUUUGUUUGAUUGGAAAUCCUAGCAAAAAAAGACAGAGCACACUAAACAAUGGAGGAAUAACGUGAGAGCGUUUCUUUAUUAUCAAGUCUCCCAGAGACGGAUAAUUACUAAAGCUAGUUAGCAUUAGCGUUGCUACCGAGGCCAGAGGCUGCAGCAGUUCUGAUAGUUAUCGCGAAUGUUUUGACGCCCGACCGAACCGGUAUCAUCAUAUUCUUGUUAAAUUAUCAGAACUUGGUUAGCUGUAGCAGCUUUCAGGUCAUGGUGUUGAACCGGGAAAGAUCUGGGUUCUGUUAUCAAAGUGUUUUUGGAGUUUUGGUUUGAUGGUUUAGCUUUAGAUUCGCAUUAGGCUAGCUGAAGAAAAAAAAAGUGCAAUCAUGGACGAUUUUAGCUCGAUCAGUUUGCUCUCUCUUGCGAUGUUGGUGGGAUGUUACGUGGCCGGAACAAUACCCCUUGCAGUCAACUUCUCGGAGGAGAAACUGAAGCUGAUCACUGUUCUGGGAGCAGGGCUGCUUUGUGGAACAGCACUUGCUGUUAUCAUUCCUGAGGGAGUCCACGCACUUUAUGAGGAGAUCCUUGAAGGUGUGCACCACAGCCACAGUCAGCCUGGGGCUGCGCAAGCCUCUGAGACGAAGGAAGCAGAAGCAGCCCUGGACGCCACUGGUGCUCAUGAACACAGCCACGAGCAGCUCCACGCCUGCAUCGGUGUCUCUCUGGUGCUGGGCUUCGUCUUCAUGCUGCUGGUGGACCAAAUAGGCAGUUCUCAUGUUCACAACUCUGAAGAUCCAGAAUCGGCAAGAGUAACCAGCUCUAAAAUCACCACUACUCUUGGUCUUGUAGUCCAUGCAGCAGCCGACGGAGUGGCGUUAGGAGCUGCUGCCUCAACAUCUCAGACCAGCGUCCAACUCAUUGUUUUUGUAGCUAUUAUGCUACAUAAGGCCCCAGCAGCGUUCGGUUUGGUGUCGUUCCUGAUGCACGCUGGUCUUGAGAGAAACCGCAUUCGCAAACACCUGCUGGUGUUUGCCUUGGCAGCUCCUGUUCUCGCCAUGAUCACCUUUUUAGGACUCAGUCAGAGCAGCAAAGAAGCUCUGUCGGACAUCAACGCCACCGGGGUCGCCAUGCUCUUUUCAGCCGGCACCUUCCUCUACGUGGCCACCGUGCACGUCCUCCCUGAGGUGGGCGGUGGUGGCCACAGCCACGCUCCUGCAGGAGGGAACGGAGGGAAGGGACUGAGCAAAGUAGAGGUGGGAGCUCUGGUCCUUGGCUGCCUCAUUCCUCUGGUGCUGUCCGUGGGUCACCACCAUUAGACCCACAGAGGGAGAACUUAUGAGGGCUGUACAGGGGAAAAUAAGGGGGACUGAAGACAUUUACAGAUUCAAAAGUCUUAUUGACCGCCAUUGCUGGACUCAGUGGACCAGAUGGAUCGCCUCACAGGGGCGUCAGAUGACUUAUUUGAGCCAGAAUGUAGUAGUGCCGGUGGAAUCAGAGCUGAGACAACAAAGGAUGUUUUAUCUGCGGACUCUGACACAAUACUACUACUGUAUGUAUACAUUUAUUCCCCCAGAAAUCUUACUUUGAGAGAAAGUGGAACUUUUUUUUUUUCCUUUUGUAUUUAGUAUCAAGCAGAGUUUCAGUGUUUCGUUAUCAUGCUUGUUUAAAUUCCCUGAAACACCCUGGUUUUAUCAUCUUUUACUGGAUGGCUGUUGCACAGUGAGAUUUGAUGUUGGUUGAGUUUGUGAAAUUCAUUUUUUUUAUAUCUAUAAAACUGUACAGAGUGUAAAUGACUCUAACUGAAUUUCAAGUGCCAUAACAGGAAGUGUGAACCCAGUAGCAGGAGAGGACGGCAGCACCGCCAGAACCUUACUAUUAGAGGAUCCUAUUCUCCCAGAUAAACCUGAUGAACCAGGUCAACCAGCUGGAAUCCUGUGGGUUAUAAGCAACACUUUGUCAAUCAGGCGAAGGUUUCCUAGAGGUGGAUAACUCUUGGUAGGUUGAUGCAUGGAUUCCUGGAACGUCACAUGCAAAGACCCGCUGCUGUGCCACUUAAAAAUUCCCACUUUUUUAUUUCACUUGUUGUAUGGUUUGCUUUCUAGCUCCAAUGAUUUCUUUUUCUUACAAUCUUACUGUAAAUGGAAGUGCUCUGUAUAUAAUUGUCUUACGUGAUUGUAGAUUUCAGCUGGGGGUCGGAUCUGGUGUUGCUAAAUGAAUGACAGAGCUGUCCUUUAGAAAGAAGCCUUUAGGGACCAUCAGCUCAGGAAAACUAUUGUACGUGUGAAACUUUUUAAAAUCUUGGUCAAUUGUCUCAUUCAUCAGGACGAGCAAUAAUACAAAAACGAAUGGCGAAAUUUUUGCGAACUGCUUUUGUUCCCCCUGCAGUGAAGUCUGUAGAGUGUGUACAGUGUAACACUUGUAAUGUAAUUCCUAAGCAGAGAUCUGUGAGCUCUGCCUCUGUUUCCAUCCCAAUAAAACUAAGUUCUUUUAAAUCUG
Molecule: messenger RNA, 2581 nt
Organism: Cyprinodon tularosa
Lineage: Eukaryota; Metazoa; Chordata; Actinopteri; Cyprinodontiformes; Cyprinodontidae
Gene: slc39a9
Product: solute carrier family 39 member 9
Exons: 7
Coding region: 472-1401 (309 amino acids)
Biological process (GO): zinc ion transport; transmembrane transport
Cellular component (GO): membrane
Molecular function (GO): metal ion transmembrane transporter activity
Source: RefSeq, a predicted model, not a curated record